AGUGACUAAGCUAGAGUGAAUUUGUACUGAGGCUGCUUGCGCCUGAAAGGGUCAAAAUACACGUAUAUGGUGGAGGUCAGCAGCUGCCUCAGGGGCUGGAUGCCCCACCCUGUGGCCAAGACCCUGUGUGCCUGUGCACAGCUGGGAAACAUCUGUUCCCUUCUGCAAAAUGGUGGCUGGAACAGCGACAAAGACAGUUAUGACAAACAUGACUGAUAUUGGCUCACAUUGGUUGAGAAGUUGGACACUCCCACAGCAAUGGGAUUCCGGAAGGGGACUUUAAAGCAGAACACGCACAGAAACCUCUCUGUCUUGCUUGCCUUGUGCGCCCUGUUAGGGUGUGUUUGCGGAGUGCCCACAGGGCUGGCAGAUGCUGGGCCCACGUGGAGUUUAGGCCUCGGUCAGUGGGAGGCCUACGCACAGAGGUGGAAUCCCAUGCUGGGAGGUGUGCCUCGCUGCGCACCAGCUCUUGGGCUACUACAACACUGUGCACUGCACGGGUCACGAACUGCUUCCGUUUCUUGGCCUGAGAGCAGCAUGUGGAGGCUGGGAGCAACACAGCAAAGUAUGAGCUGGGAAUGUUCCUCUGCCCUGGGGGUGCAGGCCGCCUCGGGCGCCAGGGUCCCACGGAUGAAGCUUCCGCUGAGUGACUGUCUGGAGUGAUCUGGCAGCGCACCCCACCCCAGACCCAGGAGAGAGAGAAAGAGAGAACUGGGUGAGGCCAUGGCGACGCUAAAACCUGCAGGUGUGCCCCAGAGAGAGAGCGAGCCUGAGGAUGGAGACCGGUUUGUGUAGCCGUCUUGAGCUUCAAAAGGACACAGAUAAGCAAUAAUGGGAAAGUUCGGGCGUGGAUUUAGAUUUCAGUCUCUCUGGGAACAUGGGAAUUUCGGUGCUUUGCAGAAGAGGUUGGUUAGGAGUAGGAAUGCUCUCAGCUCCUCCAAAUUGGGUACCCUGUUAAUAAAAACCUCUUUUGUUCCCCCCACAUCUUUGCGUUAUGCUUGUACAUGACAGCAAAUGGCUGGACCCCAAGCCGCCCGGUUGCAGUUCCAUGGGUUUUUAGCACAAGUGACGCGAUUUUGAGCCUGUGGCUGCUUUUUAACAGCUCUUGCACUUACAGACUGAUUGAUAUCGGAUAUGUUGAAACCUCCUGAAAACUAUUUUCUCAUCUUCAAAAUGAAAAAAAAAACCCAACUCGGCACCAAACUACAGUGUUUUUAUGAGGAUGAAAUGCGUUUUACAAGGAUUAAGGAUGUUUAGAACAAUCCUUGGCACUUAGUGAAAAAUAAAUGUUAAGACAGAUGCGGUGAAAUAGACAUUGGGAGUAAGCGGAGUAAAAUUCUUUGAUCUAGCCUCACACUUGCUUUUGUAAAAUAUGGCCAUUGUAAAGUACAUAAUCUCCGAGAUCCUCCCCAUGUUUAUACAGUUUAUCUCGUUGGUUAGAUUAUAUGCCAAGCCACGGAGAGAAUCAGUUACUUGGUUCCAAAGCAGUGAUUUGCAUUGUUCCAGGAAAAAGGAUCAGUUGUUUGCUAUGUGUUGGAAUCUGCCCAAUUGGCCUGGAAUUGUGCAAAAUUAGUACAACAAUAUUUGAUUAAUAUAGUCCAACACAAGCAUGGGGAAAUGUCUUCCCGAUGAACUCCAUCCAUCCGGACUAAAAAGAAAAUCAAAAUAUAACUGAGCUCUUAAAAAAUUAGGCAUUUUCAUUUAUAAACUUAAGAUUGUAUAAAUAAGAAAGCACUUGUUUGGGAUUAGAAAAUAUUCUAAAGUCAACAAAUCACUAAGGUCUUUGUUGAAAGCCUUUAAAGAUCUGAAUGGUGUAUGUUUCCUUUUGUUCAUUGACCUGUGAUAUUUUCAAGGUUUUAUAAAAAAGUAAAGAGAGGAACUACUAACCUAUUAUUUCACAUCAAACAAUGAGAAAUAAAUGCAGUAUUUUUAUUGUAUUUUUUUUCAGUUCUAGAAAGCCCUGAACAAAAAUAAUACGCUUAAAAGAAAGCAUGGCCUACUUUUGAAAAAAUAGCACAACUAUACAAAUUAAUCCCUUUCAGAGCCAAACUUCUCGUGGCCCAGCUAAGCAAGUCACUCUGCAUUAUGGAGAACAUCACGUGUUAUUUCACUGCACAUCUGUCACACAUUUUAAAAUAUAUUUCAAUCCAUUUUGCUUCCUUCUUUCUUUUUUAUGUAAGGUGGUUGUGUUCCUUCUGCCUUUAAGGACAGUUCUUCCAUGACUUGUAUUUUAGAUCCCAUUCUGUCCAUGUCUUUGACCUUAUUUUUAAACAAUUGGUCCAUGUCUGAAACAAACUAACAUUUUGAAUUACCUAAUUUUUGCCUCAUCAUAUGUGUAGGAAUACCUAGUCUUUUUUAAUAAUUAAUUUUAUUUAGUUAUUUUUCGGAAUACCUAGUCUUGAUAAUGCCUUCGCAAUAUGCAACUGAACAAAAAAAUUGUCAGUUAAAUUUGGUGAAAGUAUUUCCUUUUCCAAUAUUUAAGUCAAAUCACGUUUACUCUCUCCUAUAUUGCAAUACCCAAGGCUAUUGAUUUUAGCCUACUUAAUGAAUAGUAUUAAGAUUAAACUAGGGCUGGGGGGACUGAGCAUUCAGAGAUGACCUUGUAUGGAGUCAGUAUAACUGAUGAAAGUCAAGAUUAUAAAUAAGUAAAGGGUGUCUUUUUGAAGUUGUGGAGAACUGGCACUCUUUGCUUUUACACUUACAUAGCUUUAGAAUAACACAGAAUUUCUAGUUAGAACUUGCUUUCGUUUUUCAAGCCCCACUUUGUAUAACCAAGUCUACACUCAACAAAAUCCUGUAACAAGAGCGAAUGGGUUAUAAACAAGUUGGCCUACUUCAGAGCUAGUGGACUACUUUCAGUUUCUCAAGUAGAAAGGUCUUUCUCACAACAAGGCUUUGACCCAUGAGUUUUAAAGCAUUUUCAUAAUGUAUCUGGAUUUAAAAUAUACAUAUAUUAUUGUAGGCCGAUAUUAUCUCUUAUUGGGAAAAAAAUUCUUUCGACAAGACUGCUAGCACUUAGGAGCACUAAUAUUUACAAAUCUCAGAGGACUAGGUACUUUACUCUACUUUGGCCAUAAGAAUUGCUUCUCCUAUUCUUUUCAGAUUACAUUAAAUUAAAAAAAUAUUGGAGAGAGUCAGAUGUGUUCCAAGGACCCACCAAAAUGCUUGAAGCACAAAGAUGAAUACGAAAUGAUUCUAGCCUAGAUUAGCUUGAAAAUAUGUGCCAUUGUGCUCCUUGUAACUGCAGUUAUAUAAUUUUCUUGUAUUGUUCUCGCAAUUCCCAUUAUACAGAAUGGGGCAAAAGUAGGUUUAUGAUUUUGAGUGUGCAAAACACAGAGUAUUAUUGUAUAAAACUCUUGUAGUAUUAUGUAUUAAUUAUUGUAUUAUUUUCCAUACAAACAACUGUAAACCUACUUUUACCACACCUUGUAUAAUUGAAGUUCAGAUGUCUAAGCACAGUGCUGGCUUAAUAGAUAUUAUGUUAAUCAAAAUGAAUUAUAUAUUAAAUAAAGUUCUCCAAACUAUUUCUUGUACACAUGUUCCUCAGUCCAAGUGAACAAAUUAUAACCCCCCUGAAUGAACUACAUCUAGAAGUGAUCGAUCUGCUGCAUUGUGGUUCAAGGAAAAGUUCUAUAAGAUCCUACCACCCCCAAUGUGUAUUAGUAAAUCUAUUUUUUUGGAGAGCUUUUAUGUGUUACACCAGAGGCAUGGACAUGUGAAUCCCCACAUGGCCAGAUAACAGCUUCCAAUUCAGUGGAAUUCUUAAUCAUAUUAAUAAAAAUACAUUUCUUUCCUGGGUUUUAAAACAUCUAAAUCAGAAAGAUCCAUUGUUUGAGCAGGGAAAAUAAGUCUUUUACAAUAGCUGUUGCCAAAUCCACACCUUGACUCCCAGAGUCAUAUAUUUCUAUCUCUGGAAGAAGGAAGAAUAGGCACUUCAAUAUAACUCAUUCUCAAACCUCCUUGCAAUAGUCCCUUGUAAUGUUUUGUUCUAAAUUUAUAAUAAUCUUGCAACAAAUUUGUUAAGGCCGAUAAAAUGGUGUGGUUUUUUUCCUCAGGCCAUUUAAUGGCCUUUUAAAAAAUACUUUGGUAAUUACCCAAAAUAUGGCUUUCAUUUCCAAAGAAAUAAGUGAGAGAACUCUAUUUCUGGAUUACCCGAGGGAGCAGAUAAGUGAUGCAGUUUCAACCAAUCCCAUGCAUUGUUGUGAGACCUGAAAUCAGAAGUGAGUGAAAUAAGGAGGCAGUGGAGGAAAGUGUGAGUAUGAGUAGCAAUUUCUAGUUCCUUGAGGAUAAGAAGGACACUUUUUUACUUCUAGUUCAGUGUGUUUAUUCCAUAAUUCUAGGAGUCAAAGGUGUGGAUUCUGGUCCUCCCUAGUUACACUGAUCAAAACCACACAACUGGGAACUGAGUAAACAACCAGGAAAUGGAUCUGGGCUCCCCGUGGUCUGCUGUGAAGCCAAGUGACAUAAAAAUUCCAGUUCUCCAUCGUCAUAAUCCUUUCCUCUCAGAAAAAGUUCCUUUCAACCGAGCAUAAACCUCUGCAAGGACUAUCAUGGAGCAGCGAUAAACAAAAGCACUAUUGCUUGGGCAUUCGGAUUGGCUGAAAGGAGUUUUAGCAAAUGAUAGGUAGCUGCUACCACAGCCAGAGUCUCUUCGUAGCCCGUGUACCUCCUGCUAUGAAACAAGAUACCAUUAAAUCUGGAAGGAUACCCCUCAGUUUUCUGGACAUCUUCAUUAAAGAGUCUGCAACUUUUAGAAUACCUGUGUCUCAUAUAAAGCUGGAGAGCAGUUCGGUCAUACAGUGAUAUUACAACUUCUAGGACUUGGCAAGUGGACAAAUGCUGCUACUCUUCUCCGUGAGUAAAUCUAAGAGGCUUCCUGAGGCCAUUAGAAGACCAUGAAGUGUGUUUUCGCUCCAGAGAAGGAGACAGGCAGGGUAGAUGGGCCCAAACCUGUGUCACCACUGUUGGCAGGACUCUAAGAAUGGCGUUUUUUGGGACCAAAUCAAUAGUGAUGCAAAGGGGCCUUUUGCUGAACUCUGCUUUCUGGCUCUCUAGAUGAAGGGGCUAUCUCCCACCUUCAGCUGGGAGCAUUCAAGGACAAUUUAUUCUCUCUCUAGAGUCGCGGUGCAGCCAGUGUGCAAAAGUUGAUGGAAUCCUCAUGUCAAGUAGGGGCUCUCACUGGCCUCAUGCACCGUUUUUGAAAUCAUUUUCUAAAUUAGGGUGACGUUUUUCACCUGUGCAGUUUAACCUUCAGUUCUCUAUGUUCAUUUUAAGGGUUGGCUGUUACUAGAAGUGUUCAAAAGCUACAUUUUAGUCCCAUCUCAGCUCUCUACUGUCAUGGCUCAGCUGAGAAAACUCCUAUUGGUUGUUAGGGAAUUUGUCUAAUUCUGUUCCUUCAGUUGCUAUAGUUGUAGAAAUGUCUUUUAUAUUCUGACACAUUUAUUUUAAAAUUUAAUUUGUGCUACCAUUCUGGUCUUUCCAUUGGUCAUAUCUAUUGCAGUGCAUUUUAACAAGAGGCUAGAAAAAAUUACUUUUCACUGGAAUUUUCUGUUAUUUUUAGACAUAUGCUGUUAUUUGCUUUAAAGGUACCUAUAUAAUCUCAGCAAAAGACUAAAAAAUGAAGAUACUUCCACCAUUGCUCCUCUGCAUUCAGGUUCUCUUUAAUCCAGUAUUGCUUCACUUGGAUUACAACCUGUACGCAGCUUGCAAACACACACACCGAAGACAGCUAUUGUUCAUAACUGCCUAAAAAUGUUUUGAGUUGUAUAUGGUUCAUUGUUUGAAAAAAAAAAGAAUUCCUUUUGUUCAACAUCUAGAAGACAACUGUUAUCUUUAUUCUAGGCUAGCACUGUUGGAUCAAUUUAAGAAAUGAUGAAAUUAUUCUAUGUCGGCAGACCGGAAAUUAUAGCCAUUAGCCAUGUGUGGCUGUUGAGCACCUGGAAUGUGGACGUUUGGACUAGAGGAAAGUACAGAGAGACCCACGGCUCAGAAGCCAAAGAAGCAUCCCUGUCAUUGCCAACACAAGUGGACGUGCCAAGAUUACUCUGAGUGUCCAAAGUGGCAUCGGAUUGCUCUGAGACUGGUCAGCAUUGCACUGGUUAUACUCACUGCUGCAGUGAUAGGACUAGCUAUUUGGGUGAAUCAGCUACGCAUCCAUUCCUUCAGUGAUAACCACUGCAUGGAGGUGUUUGAUAGUGAUAAUGAAACCAGAGCUUGCGAUUGUAUGAAUAUUUUUCCCAGAAAGCAGCCCAGAGAUACAAACUCCCGGAGAAACCCUACACUAAACUUGUGCCCUAAUGGUUGGGUGCAGGAAAAAGGGAAACGUUACAACUUUUUUUACACUUUUAAAUCAUGGAUCAAUAGCCAAAAAUCCUGUUUAAAAAUGAAAUCACAUCUUUUGAUGAUCCAAGACAAAGCUGAACUGGAUUUCAUACAAAACAGUAUACAGGAUGGAAUCUACUUUUGGAUUGGAUUAAACAUUACACAUCCACAAAAGACGUGGACCUGGAUGGAUGGAACCCCAUUAAACCCACAAUUAUUUCAAGUCACAGGCAAGGCUGGAGACAGUGCCUGCGCUGCGAUAACAAAGAAGGGUGUUUUUUCUGAAAAAUGUCACAGUCAAGGUUAUUGGAUUUGUCAAGAUGUGAUUUCUUCAGAUGAUGACCUCUAAAUUGAUCCAGGUGACCUAGUUAAAUGUCAUUUGGAGGAAUAUACUUUUUGGACCAUUCUCCACUCCAGACAAAAUUUGGUAAAUAUUUUCAUAGCUCCCUGUACUUAUCUAAUCUUAACAUUGAUCAAUAGUACCCUCUUUUUUUGGCCAUUGUUUCCCUAACUGAUUUUAAAUGCACUGUAAGCUAUGCAAGAUCAAUAAUCAUUAUUAUUGUUUAGAACAAUGACGUAUAAUGGAUGAUAAAUAAAUACCUUUUACGUUAAUAUAUAUUUGUAACAUGUCCUAUGAACUUCCCAGCCCAAGUUUUACUAGUUUUGCAGAUCUUUUCCCAGUGUAGACAAGCAUAACUUGUAUAUAGAGAAAUAAAUCACUCUAUUUUCUUAAAUAAAGGUCAGUGUUAGGUUUAUAUGCAUAAAUAAACAAAAUUUUUCUUGUUUGCUGUUGGUUUUUGUUUUUAACCUAGAACCUACAUUGAGACUUGGAGUAGAGACAUGACUACAUUAAUAUUUGUUAAUAAAAUAUAAGUUUAUCAAUGGGACACCUAUUUUAAAGUCCUAGAUCCACUAAGAGUAAAACUUAAGGAUAUACCUGAAUUUUAAAAAUAUAUUUAUUUCAAAUACUUUUGUUUGAACAGAAGUAAUUAUAGUUUAUAAGAAAUAAAAUAGAAAACCUUCAACUCAAAAAAAUUAAACACAGGAACAUGAAACCAUGUUUAUUUAGUAUAUGUCCUGUUUUUUUGAGUUUUCAAUAUUUGCCUUUUUUUUGAAUUUUAAAAUAUAUUUUAUUAAUUAUGCCAUUACAAUUGUUCUAUUUCACCCCUUCAUUCCCCUCCACCCUGCACACCCCCUCCCCCACCAUUCCCCCCCUUUAGUUCAUGACCACGUGUCUCAAGUUCUUUAGAUUCUAUAUUUCCCGUACUAUUCUUGCCCUCCCCCUAUCUAUUUUCUACCUACCAUCUAUGCUACUUAUUUUCUGUACCUUCUCUAAUAUGAACACUUAAGCAAUGUGGAAAAAUGAUUGGAGAGCAGUUACAAUUGAAGGGGGGAGAGGAAUUAAUGGAAGAUUAAGAGAUCUCUAAUAUUCAAAGCCAAGUUAUCAAUGUUCUUUGAAACACUGUGUGUAGAAGAGACUGUGAGCUGUCAGAGGGAAGGGAAGUUGGGGCGCUGGGUGAAAAAAGUAAAAGGAUUAAGCCAAGAAAUAUUUUUAUGAUACAUAGACCCAGACAAUAGUAUGAUGACAGCCAGAGGCAAAGUGGGGCGAGGGGAGGUGGAGGUGGGCAAAGUGGGAGAUCAAUGGGGUUGGAAAGACUUUAGUUUGGGCAAUGAGCACACGAUGUUGUGUGCAGAUGAUGUUUUAUUGAGUUGUACCCUUGAAACUUGUACGGUUUUGUUAGCUAUCCAGUGUUACCUCAAUAAAUUCGAUAAAAAGUAUUUUAAUAAUUAAAUAUUAAAACAUUUAAAGACAAUUUAA
Molecule: messenger RNA, 8140 nt
Organism: Artibeus jamaicensis (Jamaican fruit-eating bat)
Lineage: Eukaryota; Metazoa; Chordata; Mammalia; Chiroptera; Phyllostomidae
Product: killer cell lectin-like receptor subfamily F member 1
Exons: 10
Coding region: 5942-6670 (242 amino acids)
Source: RefSeq, a predicted model, not a curated record